Molecule: messenger RNA, 1673 nt
Organism: Andrographis paniculata
Lineage: Eukaryota; Viridiplantae; Streptophyta; Magnoliopsida; Lamiales; Acanthaceae
Product: phenolic glucoside malonyltransferase 1-like
Exons: 1
Coding region: 117-1445 (442 amino acids)
Source: RefSeq, a predicted model, not a curated record
CAGUCCAGAUCUCUCCACGUCAGCUCUAGAUUUCUCUCCUGUUUGUUAAAUAAUUCUGUUCGUCGUUCGUAAUUGUCCCGAGUCGUUUUGAAUAUUCCUUCCUGAGGUCAGCUCCCAUGGCGGUGCUUGAAUGCUGCAAUGUUCAGCCGUCACCGGAGCCUGCGACGGAGCUGGUUAUCCCCCUCGUACAUUUCGACAUAGUGUUUUUAUUAUUCCAUCCUAUUCAGCGUCUCCUAUUCUUCGAAUUCCCCUGUUCCAAAUCCCAAUUUCUAGAAACCAUCGUUCCUAGGUUGAAGGACUCAUUCGCUCAAUCUCUCUCAGAUUUCCUCCCGCUCGCCGGAAAAAUUUUCUGUCCUGUUGAUUCCGGCCGGCCUGUUUCGAGAUUUACUCCUGGCGACUCGGUUCCGCUCACUAUCGCCGAGUCUGAGAAAGAUUUCGACGUCCUCACCGGGAAUCAACCCCGAUUAGCUGAUGAUUUCUACGACUGCGUGCCGGAGAUUCCGCCGGCGAAACGGUCGGAAAACGAGGUCGUGUUUCCGGCGUUGGCUCUGCAGAUCACGCUCUUCCCCGGUCGCGGCGUGUGCUUGGGAAUCGCCAACGAUCACGGCAUCGGCGACGCGAGUUCGAUCGUCCGAUUCAUCAAACAUUGGGCUUCCGUCAACAGCUUCGCCGGCGAUAGAUUCCCGCCGGUCCUCGACAGGACCACCGUGGUAGAUCCGGAGGGACUGGAUUCGAUCAACUGGAAUGUUGUGAAGAAAUCCAGGCCGAUGGAAUCUUCGGCGAUCCAUUUCCCGAUCAACAAAUUUCGGUCAACUUACACGCUCUCAAACGACGACGUACAGAGGCUGAAGCGCUUCGUCUUGAAAAACCGCCCGGGGGUGCACGUGACAACCUUCACAGUCACGUGCGGGCUAGUCUGGGCUUGCCUGGCCAAAGCAGAGUCCGCCGUCGCCGCCGUGGCGGACGACGAAUCUGAAUAUUUCGCGUUCCCCGCCGACAGCCGCGGGCGGCUCAACCCGCCGCUGCCGGCGUCGUAUUUUGGGAACUGUCUGGCGUUGGUGAAGGCUGAAAUAAGCCACGGAUCUCUGAAAGGAGACGGCGGGUUCGUCGAGGCGGCGGCGCGUUUAGGCGACGCUAUAAAGAAGACGGUGUACAAUCCGGCGGGGAUUCUUGACGGCGCGGAGACGUGGCUGGAAGAAUUCGGCGAGCUGGUCCGGAAACGGCUAUUCGGGGUGGCGGGGUCGCCGAGGUUCGACCUGUACGACGUUGACUUCGGGUGGGGGCGGCCGAGGAAGUUCGAAGCGGCUUCAAUCGACUUGGACACGUCGAUGUCUCUGUGCAAAUCUCGGGGCGGCGACGGCGGGGUGGAGAUCGGGCUGUCGCGGCGGAAGGAUGUGCUGGAUGCUUUCGCGGCGGCGUUUGCAGAAACACUGGAUAAACUGUAGAGCACCGCAGCGGAGGGCACUGCAGAGGUCGUGCCGUGCGCGUGGAUACAGCCUAAGGUCUGUUAUUCUACUUUUUACUAUUUAAAUAUCAAAUGUACGUUCUAUUUUAAGACGGUUUGUCUGGGGAUAAUAAUUGGGAAGGAUUUCCAUUUUCAAUCCCUCUUUGUUACUGAAGACAAGUUUAAAAAAGGAAAUACCUUAAAUUACAAGGCUUUUUUGCAAUUUUCA